Molecule: messenger RNA, 1264 nt
Organism: Maniola jurtina (meadow brown)
Lineage: Eukaryota; Metazoa; Arthropoda; Insecta; Lepidoptera; Nymphalidae
Product: transcriptional repressor CTCFL-like
Exons: 3
Coding region: 98-1018 (306 amino acids)
Biological process (GO): regulation of transcription by RNA polymerase II
Cellular component (GO): nucleus
Molecular function (GO): DNA-binding transcription factor activity, RNA polymerase II-specific; RNA polymerase II transcription regulatory region sequence-specific DNA binding
Source: RefSeq, a predicted model, not a curated record
CCAUAUCAAACGCGCAAAAACGUCAAAAUAAAAAUGUUUUGUUUACCAACUUUUCAAAUUACAAUUUUGCAUAAAUUAUGCUGUAAUUGACUCUAUAAUGGAUAUCGAAGAGCUAGAAAUCAAAAUAGAAUAUAACGAAAGUUUUGAAAGUGAUCCUUUACGCGAAGAUAAUCGAAGUUGUCAGAGCCUUACGACUGAAGACCAAUGUGAGGAAUCUACAGUCUCUGAUGAUGAAAAAAGAAUCUUACAGCCAAAUGUGCAUAAUUCUUCCAAGCUAGAAAAUCAAACUGAUCUGAAAACCCAAGAAAAUCCUAGAACAUGGUUCCAAUCAAAGGAUGAUAAUGGAAAACUUUUAUGUAAAUACUGUGAACUAAGAUAUUCAACAAUUCAGACUUUACGACAUCAUGUUAAGAAAAAACACCCAGAGGAAGCUAAAACAUUAUCUAAAACAAUACUAAAUAAUAAGAGAAAUUGUAAGCAUGUUUGUCAUAUUUGUAAAAAACAAUUCAAAGACUUAGCCGAUCUAAAAUUGCACAUAAACAACCAUUCUAUGAAUUCAGUAGAGACAUCUUGUAUGCAUUGUAAUGCUACGUUUAAUACCUCUGAAGAUUUACUAGAACAUAUUUAUAUGAAGCACCAAAAAGGAAAUAAAACAACAUACGCUUGUAAAAUAUGUGGAUACCGUACAUUAAAAAAAUCACAUUACCAACAGCAUAGCAACACUCAUAACGAAAAUAAAGCAUUAAUUUGUAAAUUCUGUGAUUACAAGACUAAUUAUUCACCGAAUUUAAGAAUACAUGAACGUAUUCACACGAACGAUAAACCGUAUUUAUGCAACUUUAAGAAUUGUGACUAUCGGAGUGCUGCAAAGUCAGCGUUAAGAAGUCAUCAGUUAAAACACUAUCCAAAAGAAAAUAUGCUUUUUUGUGACAAAUGUAGCUAUAGUACUGUAUAUAAACAAUCAUUACAAAAACAUUUAGACAGUCAUUUAAGAAAUUUUGUAAGAAUAAAAAGAUAAUGGAAAAAAUAAAAGCUUUUUUUUAUUUACACUUUAAUACAUAGUUUUAAGCUAAUAUUAGUAAUACAAUUUUGAUUAUAAUUACUAUACUACAAGUAUAAUUAAGUAACUAUAUACAAUAUUUCGAGAUAGUAACCAUAUUGCACUUAAUUACAAUAAAACAAUUUAACACUUAAGAUGGGGUGCCAUAAAAGCAGAACAUAUUGUUUAACUUCACUGAAUCUGUGCGAAAACACUAACUUAUGU